AAUACAGCGUUUUCAUUGGAUGACAAAUAAAGUUGGACACUAAAGUAGUUUUAGUAUAUUUAUUUGAACUGAUUCAAAAUGGGCCGAUUUAGUGAAGGACCGAAACUUUUUGGGCCGAAAUGACUAGGGAAAAAGCCAAAAGUUGCGAUUGCUUAUAACGUAUGAAAGAGAUUUUACCAGAAAUAUACUAGUACCGUCUAGAUUGGAGCCAGGGUUACUGUUGCAGAAUAGGUCUGGUCAGUUGAAGUUGUCAGCGUACAUGAACUAUGGUCUUCUCACUGUACACGUUAUCCAGGGACGUCAUUUUAGUUCAGCAUGGAAACAACAGGCCAACACGUUUGUCAUGAUCUCAGUCAUCCCUGAGGUUACAGGUGUAACCCCCACACGCUGUAGAACGGCCAUCGUUACAGACAGUACACGCCCAUCGUACAAUGAGAAGUUUUCUUUUGAGGUUGGUGAUGAUGAUGUUCACAGACGACUCUUGUUGACAGUCUAUCACAGAGAUUCUUCUGGUAACCACGAGUCUCUGGGAUGUACAUCAUUUGGUAUCAGACACCUCCAGCAGGGAAAUCGUGAAGUAAAUGGUUGGUACCACCUUCUCACUGACAGUGUUGGUCACAAGAAACAUCUACGUGUAACCGCCAAGGACAGACCUUCUGUUCCUGUGAUGCAGAGCCGAGAACCACGCCAGAUACCAGCCGUUAAUCGUGAUGUACCAGAUCUUGAUCGCCUAGACUUGACCAUCUAUCGUUCCCAGUAUGGUGGUUUUGGUUUCUCUGUUGUUGACUCGUGUCCAGUGAAGAUUGGUCGUGUUGAUGGGUCAUCUAGUGCUCAGGAAGUUGGUCUUCAGAAAGGUGAUCUUGUUAUCCGGGUCAAUGGUCAGAAUGUGUCAAGGUCAACUUCAGUCAGUGUAGCCAGGUGUAUAAAGAAGUCGGGAAAUAGAGUACAGUUAGAGGUUCAACGCCCAGGUUGUUAUGCCACACCCACUCCUCUCCAAUCAUCCGCCUUGAAGUCCAGCAGUGAAGACUCUGGUAACACCUCCGUACAGGAAUUUACGAUCUGUGACGACAGAACGGCUCUACUCAACUCAGCCAUUAGUGUAGACACACGCAGACAGGCUGCUCUUCAUCGGUUAUUAUGCCUUGAGGAGAACUUUGUCGACUUUAUGAACUCGGGAAUACAGAAGUUUUCACGUCCCCUCCGCCACUGUGUUAUCAACAGCUCCCAGCAUGCAACACUCUUCCAGAACAUAGAAAAGAUAGUAUGUAUGAGUCAGUACCAGGUACACCAGAUAUUAGAUAAUCUCCCAUCCUACACACCCUCUGAUGAUGAUGAUGAUGAUACUGACACUUCGUUUGUUGUUGAGAAUGAUCUUACAUCAGUCAUCGCCAUGAUCUACCUAUCUAAGUUACCAGUGAUCUGUACUGCCUACGCCUUAUACGCUAGGGGUCUGUCCCACGCUGCCUCCUUGCUUGGUUCCCUGGAGAAGAACGAUCAGUUCUGUGGAUUUCUACUUAACGUCUCUCAACAAGGGAAGGAACCCAGUCUGUGUGACUUCAUUAACCGUCCCCUCGCCCACUUUCAGGAAGUGUUUGGUCUGCUUCAGAUUAUAUCUACAACUACAAUGCCUCACUCAGAAGAACGAGCCAUGUUUUAUGACAUUCUCACAGGACUACAGUCUGUUAACGAGCUGGUUGCCCACACAGACUUGGUCACCAGUACUUUUCCUACCACCGUUAUCACCUUACCUACAGGUUCAACCCAGCGCCGAGUACCACUAAUGGGGUCACUAGUCUUGAAACGGUCAUCGUCUGAGACUUCGUCUUCGAGCGGGUUUGGAAGUGGGUCAUCUCAGAACUCGGACAUUCCUUCAUGUGGUUCAGAGACAGAGACCAUUGUUUGUGAUCAUUCUGUGUUUCUAAGUACACUUGUGUAAAGUGAAAAAUGGAUUAUAUGAAAGUGCUAUCUGUGUAACACAUUAUGUUUUGCAUAUGUGUACAUUUGUGUUGUUGUUAAUUAUGCUGUGUUAAUUUUGAAAAUGUGCCUAUUGUUAAUGAUAUUUGUUUUUACAUUGUAUAUAGAUUUUGUAAAUAUAUUAUUGUUAUGAAUAUAAAUCAUGUCUUUCAUUUCUUUCUUGAAGGGAUUGCUGUUAACUUGACAUAAUUGCAAACUCUGAAAAUAAUUGUUGUCAUUGGAUGAUUAAAUACUUCACAACUUGUGUAAAGAAUUAAAUAACAUUUUUCAUGAAUUUUUUGAAUUGCAAUAAUAAUGAUGUCAAUAUCAGAAUAUUUACAGUAAUUUCUUCCUUUCUACACUCUUUCUGAAUUCAAAUCCUAUCUUUCUUCUUACUCGAUUAAUAUUAUAUUAAAACAAAUAAAAUGUUGAAAA
Messenger RNA from Ruditapes philippinarum (Manila clam), 2388 nucleotides. RefSeq lists its product as uncharacterized. Gene Ontology annotation, molecular function: guanyl-nucleotide exchange factor activity; protein binding. Gene Ontology annotation, cellular component: nucleus; plasma membrane. Lineage: Eukaryota; Metazoa; Mollusca; Bivalvia; Venerida; Veneridae. Gene Ontology annotation, biological process: signal transduction. The transcript is spliced from 9 exons. The coding region runs from base 260 to 1936 and encodes 558 amino acids. The record is from RefSeq and is a predicted model, not a curated record.